Molecule: messenger RNA, 2016 nt
Organism: Penicillium griseofulvum
Lineage: Eukaryota; Fungi; Ascomycota; Eurotiomycetes; Eurotiales; Aspergillaceae
Exons: 3
Coding region: 1-2016 (671 amino acids)
Source: RefSeq, a predicted model, not a curated record
AUGACCCCCGCAAAGAUGCCCCUUCGGGCUGAUGAAGAGAUGGGCAAGAAAGAUGACGACCAUCGGCCAUAUGAUCAAGCGCGCUUCCCAUACCUACAACACCGACCAAUGCCUCGACCUCGCCGGAUACUAUUUGCUAUCUUUGCGCUUGUUCUCGUUUAUGAAUUCUUCAAACACAUGCCGACAGACCUGGGACCUGCCGCCGAUCGGUACAACCCUGCGAUUGCGAAACUACGAGAAGAAAGCCUUGCCAAAUUGACUGGCUCAGAUAAGCCACUGGCUGUUCCCAAUUCAGAUAUUGUACUAUCCGACAAUUCGCCACCUGUCAGGGAGUCGGAAUCGAACCAAAAAGAGGAAGCUUACGACGGGAGGAUCAAGUUCUACGAGUUGGCCCACUCUCUUCCUCGCUACAAAUAUUCGCAGAAAGCCGCUAGUCGUGCGAUUGUGUUUGCAGCCUCAAGUCUCCGCAGUGUGUCAGAUCUCUUGCCCCUAGCUUGUCGCAUGGCUGGUGAGCAGUUGAACUACGUGCAUUUCACCCUGAUGGGAAAGGACGAUGUUUCGAUUGAAGGUAUCAAGGAAGUUAACGGAAUCAGAGAUAGUGAAUGCCCGAUGGCUUGGCACGAUGCUCGGCCGGACUAUGCACCAAGAUCUACCGAUGAUCGUAUGAAGCGAUCCGUGAUAGGAGGGUUGCAAAACAUACAAACCUACAUCAGCCCUGAGGCUAUCAUAACACAAGAUCAGGGCUGGGAGGAUUCCUUCUUCUGGGACGGGGUUGAGGUCUAUUCUCAAGAAAAAGGCAUUCCCCAUGUUGCUCUCUCCACUGCUUCAAGAGAUCUUAUGUGGAUAGCCUCGCUGGAUAGCAAGGCUCUUCGAUCGUGGAAUAAAGUACAAAUCGAAAUGGUGGUGCAUGCCCCCUCCGAGUCUUCUGGGUCUUUGAUCAGGCUUAUCAAGUCAUUGGAUGCAGCCGACUAUUUAGGGUCAAGUCCAAGCUUGACAAUAGAGCUCCCACAGCGGGUAGAUUCGCAGUUGCUUCAGUUUCUACAGCAUCUAGAUGGGUUGACCCAGCUUCCCGGCCGACUCACUAUUCGGCGACGCAUUCAACCGCAUAACUUGGACACGGCGGAAUCAUCGCUCCGAACCGUGGAGUCGUUCUAUCCACGGGAUCCUGAGAUGACACAUUUGCUUCUGCUAUCUCCACAGACCGAGCUUGCACCAUCGUUCUACCACUACUUGAAGUUUGCUGUACUGAAUUACAAACAGUCUGCCCGUGCCAAGCGCAUAUUUUUCAAUAUGAUCGGUAUCUCACUCGAACUGCCAUCAUCCAAACCCACAGCUGAUAGCCAACCUUUCACCCCACCGCCCAUGAAUGUUGAAGGCAAAGAGCAGUUCCUUCCCUCAUUCCUGUGGCAGUCGCCCAAUAGCAAUGCAGUUUUGUAUUUCGGUGAUGCGUGGGCGGAAUUCCAUUCCUUUAUGGCUAACCGCCUGUCGACUCCGGAAUCCGCGGCGGCCCCCCAAACAAAGUUGAUAUCAGAGAAAUAUCCUGCCUUUAUGGAACACAUGCUCGAGAUGAUCCGUGCCAAAGGAUAUUAUCUCCUGUAUCCAUCAUUCCCGGGCAUCAAAUCUCCCUCAAUUGCCACAGUACACAACGAGCUAUAUCAGACCCCAGAAGAAUUCGGAGGCUCCAAUCCCGCUACCUCGGGCGAAGAAGCCACUCAAGCCAUCCAUGACCCUACUCAGCCGCUGAUAGGUGGAGAUUCUAGUGGCUUGGAAUCUAUUGAAAAACCCCUGGACCGCGCAUCAACUAUUAUGCCGCUGCUUGACUUGUUCUCUUCGGGUCUUGCCGAUCUUGAUGCUUUGCCUCUACUUUCAUACGACGGAGUUAGAUUGACGGCCGCGGCAUACUCCAAACAGACGGAAGAAUAUGCCAAGCAGUUUAGGACUCAUUACGGAGGAUGUGCCAAAGAUAGCAAGGUUGAUGAUCCCUCGAGAGACCUAUUAUUUUGUGUUCAAGAGUGA